UGGAAUUUAAAUUGUAAAUUGAUUCUUUAGGCAAAUUUUUUUUCAAUUCGUCGAUUGAUCAAUGGUAUUAUGCGCAAAUGCAACUUUGUUCCGUAAAAAAGCUACAUUUGCGCCUAAAUCCAGUCUCGAAAACGCGUCGUACGUCGUAUAUGCCGCGCACUAUACGAAGCAACAUGGCGGACUUGCUACUUCCGAUAGCCCAAGGAGACCGGCGUCAUUUCCCUCUUCUACGUUACACUCUACGCUCGCUAGCAAGUACUUUGACCAGCCUCGACUGAUGCAACUGCAAAGUGAUAGCGAAUUAUCCACACACACGUAAGAGAAACAGCGUCAAAACAGCGAACUGUACGAGCUAAACGCGCGGACUUGCAUCCCACUUUUCCUUGCAACCGAUUUUGUUUUUCGUCGUCAACUGAAUUGAAGUUUUAAUCGAGGACGAUUACGGACAUUGCGCUUCUCGCUUCAAGAUGUACACGCGAAGCAGGCAGCAAAACCAGCAAAACUACAACAACGGGCGAAAUCCAAAUAAUCCUCAAUCCCAAGGAUCUCAAGGAGCCCAGGGAUCUUACACGAUGCCUUAUAAUACACAAGGAAGUUAUCAAGCGUCGCAGUCCAUUCAACAAAGCAAUUAUAAACAAGACAACGUACAAAACUCACAAGGAUUCAAAUCACAGCAGCAACAACAGCCGCAACAGCCAGCAGCCGCACGGUCUUUACCAUCUAUAGCACCUACACAACAACUAAAACAACAACAAUUACAACAACAACAAGGACAGCAGCAAAAGUUACAGCAGCAGCAGCAGCAGCAGCAACAAGGACAGCAACAAAAGCUACAAUUGCAGCAGCAGCAGCAGCAAAAAAUGCUACAGCAACAACAGCAGCAACCUUUAGCGCAGCAAAUGAACCAACAAAUGAUACAACAGCAACAGGCACAGCCACAACAGCAGCAACAGGCAUCACCAUUGCCGCAGCGAUUGAAACCGAUCUUGAAGCAAAGUACACCAUUGACACAGCCAGCUGCACCUGUUGCGCAAACUCCACCAGUGACUUCUCAGCCUCCUGCAAUGCCUCCAAGCUCUACUAAUAAUAAUUCCGAUAUUACGAUGUCUGAAGACAAGGAUGAUAACAUGUCUCUUGAUAUGCCCAACCAAGAUGCUCAACCAAGAUGGCGAAGAAAGAUACCUGGAUUUAAAGUAAAUAAAAGAUUGAAGCGUCUUCGUAUGAAUCAACGUCUAAGAAAAACUUUGCAACCUAAAAAUGCAAUCAUGGUAUUAAACGAAAUGAAAGCUGGAGUUCAAUUUACAUUCCCUGAGACACAAGGACCCAUGCCAAAUUCACUUUAUUUGGUUCAUGCUGAGCUUGAUGGUAAAACUUAUGUUGGACAAGGAUUAUCCAAACCACUUGCCCGACAAAAUGCAGCAGAAAAUGCAUUAAAAGCUUUAUUACUUGAAAAAAUGACAGCAGCAUCUAUGAAAGCACGUUUAGAUGCUGAAUCAGAUGGACAAACCAAUGUACCUAUGGACGGAAUAAAAGAUGAAAGUAAUGACGAUAGCAGUACUAUGGAGACUAAUACUGAAGAUGAGAUUCCAUGGAGUUCAUUGGCCAGUUUUGCCCUUUACAAGCUUUUCCUUGAAUGGCAUAAUCAAGGAACAUCAGUUCCAGUACCACGACCUGGUUUACCAACUGCAAAAGGAGUUAAGAAGGACAAUCUUAGUGCUACGAAACCUCCUACUGAAAAGGAACUUCCACCCAAUCCUACGAAUAUACAUCCAGUUAUGCUACUAAAUCAAAUGAGACCUGGAUUAACAUAUGUAGAACUCAACCGUGUUGGUAACCCACCAAAUACAAUGUUUACUCUAGCUGUUGAAGUUAGUGGAGUUGAAUAUUCAGGAACAGCUAAAAAUAAAAAAGAUGCCAAGAAAGCAGCAGCUAAGGCAGCAUUAUUAGCAUUAUAUGAUUUGACCUAUCCAGAAGAUGUCGCUAAGCCGGAGCUAAUGGCUUAAAAAAGUGACCAAUAUUUUAUUUAACACGAACUUCAAAAUAUAAUGUUAUACACUAAUUGGAUUUUUUUAUUUAAUUGUCCACAAGAUAUCAGUAAUUUUUUUUUAUGAUUUGAUGACACUACUGCUUCUAUUAUUUACUUUAAAUUAAAUUCUUUUGUAUUUCGCCUUUGUAACACAUGAUAAUUGUAUACAUAAUGAAAAUUAUUAUAUGAUCGUUGUCAUAUAAUGUCAAGAUAUAAAUACAAAUUGUGAAACACACGA
Molecule: messenger RNA, 2264 nt
Organism: Monomorium pharaonis (pharaoh ant)
Lineage: Eukaryota; Metazoa; Arthropoda; Insecta; Hymenoptera; Formicidae
Product: mediator of RNA polymerase II transcription subunit 15
Exons: 6
Coding region: 468-2003 (511 amino acids)
Biological process (GO): RNA processing; adenosine to inosine editing
Cellular component (GO): nucleolus; cytoplasm
Molecular function (GO): double-stranded RNA binding; tRNA-specific adenosine deaminase activity; double-stranded RNA adenosine deaminase activity
Source: RefSeq, a predicted model, not a curated record